UCCCAAGCUCGCCGCGCUGCCCCGUCGUCUUCCAAUGUCCUGCUUCCCGGUGGCCGCCCAGGAUCCGUCUCUUUCGGGAAGGAGGCGAUGAGCGCAGAUCUGGACCGCCUGUCAGUGGCUUCCUGCACCUCCAGCGCCUCUUCCUCGCCUUUCAACUCCUUCGACGGCGGUGGCAAGGGGGCUGCGGGACAGCCCGGGUCCAAGACAGGGGCCCCCGGGGCCGGAAUCCGGCUGCUGUCGGUCAACGUGCGGAAGCUGCACGGGGCGCUCAACCUGCUGCUGACCGAAGCUGAGCGCGAGCAAUUCAUCCACUGCCUCAACGUCUAUCACUGCCGGCGGAAUGUCUACGACUUAGUGCAGACGCUGAAAGUCCUGCUGGACAGUCCGGAGAAGAGGCAGCUGCUGCCCAUGCUGCGCCUCGUCAUUCCCCGCUCGGAUCAGCUCCUCUUCGACCAGUACACCUCGGAGGGGCUUUACUUAAAAGCGGACUUCUUGCCCCCCGCUGGGGCAAGGUACGAUGGCGCCGGCUCCUCCAGAGUCCGGCCUCCGCCCGGCGCCGCCGCCGCCGCCGCCCGCUUUCCCCCUCCUACCCCGGCUGCCCCUCCCUCGGACUCGGCGUCCCGCUUGGAGGACCUGCGGGGAGAGGUCAGGCAGGUGACCCUGAAGAGACAAAAAGCCCAGGAGGGCUUGGGCUUCAGCAUCCGAGGGGGCUCCGAGCACGGGGUUGGCAUCUACGUCUCCCUGGUGGAGCCUGGCUCCUUGGCAGAGAAAGAGGGCCUGCGGGUGGGAGACCAGAUCCUGAAGGUCAAUGACAAGCCACUGGACAAGGUGACUCAUGCUGAAGCUGUCAAGGCACUCAAGGGGUCCAAAAAGCUGAACCUGGUUGUCCAUUUGGCGGGUCGUAUCCCAGGCGGCUACCGAACCAACCACAUCUACACCUGGGUGGACCCCCAAGGCCGGAGUGUCUCUCCCCCAGUAGGUCUGGUUCAGCAUCAGAGCAGCUCUCUGUGCAAGCCGAGUGAGAAAAGAAGUCACCUCCAACUUCUGCAGGAAGGGGAUGAGAAAAAGGUCAACCUCAUGUUGGAUGAAGGGCGGUCGCUGGGCCUCAUGAUUCGAGGGGGAUCCGAAUAUGCCCUCGGGAUUUACAUCACGGGUGUAGAUGAGGGCUCUGAAGCAGAAAACACUAGUCUGAAGGUUGGAGACCAGAUUCUGGAGGUGAAUGGACGAAGCUUCCUCAACAUUUCCCACGAUGAGGCAGUGAAACUCCUGAAGUCAUCCCGUCAUCUCAUAAUGACCGUCAAAGAUGUGGGGAGGCUACCUCAUGCUCGGGCAACUGUGGAUGAGACCAAGUGGAUAAACAGCUCCCAGAUUGGAGAGACGAUGGUCAAUUCAGCAGGGGCCUCUGGAGAUCCCAUGAGAGAGAUGACACCAAAGCCAUCAUUCUAUAAAGGCCUUGCCGGGUCUCAGGUGACAUUGAGUAGCCUGGUGAACCAACACCGUGUGAUGCUGGAGGAACAUGCACGCCACCUCCUCAAUGAGCCCGAGAGAACCACCAUGGUGUACUACCUGGAUGAAUACAAGGAAAACAACAUCUCAGUUGAUUCCCUUGUCAUGGCUCUCUUUGAACUGCUCAACACCCCCGCCAAGUUCUCCCUCUUGUCAGAGGUCAGAGGGGUGAUAUCUCCACAAGAUCUCGACCCUUUUGACAACCUGGUUCUUAAGAGGGAAAUAGAAUUCAUGAAGGCCCGGCAGCCCUCGGGGACAGGGACGGGGACAGGAACGGACUCUUUCUCCAUGACGUCCUACAGCGAUUCUGCCUUGUCCGCUGAAAGCCAUUUCACGUCCACCACAGUUAGUUCAGCUCGGGAGAGACUCUUGUGGCUGAUUGAUUUGAUGGAGAACUCUUCAGAUGGGGGUAGGAGUGGAAGCCAAACCAGGGUCAAUGCCUUACCUGACGUCUCCCUGGAUGAUGUCUCCUCUUUCCACGGAGAACUUCCAGCUUUCAGAGCCUCACCUCCUGCCCCCUCCUCUCAGACCCUGCCAGACCUUUCAGACCAACCGCACAAAAAUGUUUUGGGGUCUUCUGAAUCCUCCCAGUCAGGCCUGUUCUUCCUGGCUCCCCAGAGCCCCAUGCCAUCUUCCAGCCUCUCUGAGAAGGAUACCAGCAGCCUUGCCUCUGCCUCUUCCAUGGAGGACUCCGUCUCCAGCACCAUCUAUGCUUCAGUCUCUCCAGCUACUCGCACUUCUAGGAAGCCCAUGGAGGCCCGUUUGCUGCUGAUCAACCAGCCCCCAAUUGGGCCCUUCCCUCGGAUCCAGUCGCCCACUCGGUUGAAACACUCCUCCCCCGAGACUGUUGGCGCAUCCUCAAGCCUCCAUUCCCCUUCCCCUCCACCCCCUCCCACCCACCCAGUUCCUUCCCCUCCCAGGGAGAAGGGCGGUUUUGAAGUGGGGACCCAGCACUUUAUCAUGGUGGAAGUUCAUCGGACGAAUGGAGAACCGGAUGUGAAUGAAGUCAAGCCACUGCCUCAAGCCAGAGCUUGUCUCUCACCGUUUCCCAUCCCAGCAUCCACGCUGUCCCAGCUUUCAGACAGCGGGCAGACCCUCAGUGAGGACAGCGGCGUUGAUCUUGGAGAAGCGGAGCUUGGCACCAAAGAGAGGAAUCAGCUGUUGCAGGGCCCACCACGAAGCCCACAGGAGGUCCCCAGAGUGGGUGGAGCAGUAGAGGCAGGACCCAAGCCGCCAGGACUUCUGGAGCCGACUUCCCAUCUAAUCCGGGUGUCGAAGAGUGCACCGACCCUGGGCAUAGCCAUUGAAGGGGGAGCAAACACUCGGCAGCCACUGCCUCGAAUUGUCACCAUCCAGAAGGGCGGUUCGGCUCACAACUGCGGGAAGUUGAAGGUGGGUCAAGUGAUCCUGGAAGUGAAUGGCACGGCCCUCCGUGGGAAGGAGCACCGCGAAGCAGCUCGCAUCAUCGCCGAGGCUUUCAAAACGAAGGACAGGGACUAUGUUGAUUUCCUUGUCACGGAAUUCAACGUGGCACUUUAGGGAUGGGGCAAGUGGAAGGCCCCAAAGCCAAAUGACAAAGAGGAGGAGGGAAAGA
Messenger RNA from Candoia aspera, 3100 nucleotides. It is a transcript of the gene WHRN, whose product is annotated as whirlin. NCBI's taxonomy places the organism in Eukaryota, Metazoa, Chordata, Lepidosauria, Squamata, Candoiidae. Gene Ontology annotation, molecular function: protein binding. Gene Ontology annotation, biological process: auditory receptor cell stereocilium organization; sensory perception of sound. The coding region runs from base 88 to 3045 and encodes 985 amino acids. The record is from RefSeq and is a predicted model, not a curated record. The transcript is spliced from 14 exons. Gene Ontology annotation, cellular component: stereocilia ankle link complex; plasma membrane; cilium.